This is a messenger RNA of Staurois parvus, 287 nucleotides long. Lineage: Eukaryota; Metazoa; Chordata; Amphibia; Anura; Ranidae. The record is from the annotation of a GenBank genome assembly.
CGGACUGACAACUCAUGGGGCCGCCGGGCAAUAGGGGAUCAUGGGGCCCCUGUGUCCUUGCCCAAACUCAAAAAAGCCUAUGAAAAAGGCACUAGGGGCAACACAGGGGCCCCAUGAUCCCCUAUUGCCCGGGGGCCCCAUGAGUUGUCAGUCCGCCCCUGAACAAGAAUAUUUUUGAUAAGAAUUUACAGUUGAUUGCUGUUCCCAGUAAUGUUCUCCUCACCUUCUUCUUGGAUGCAGAGCAGAGAGCUGUGCGAUUUCUCCACCAGAACUCCUCCGGGCUGUCA